GUUUUAGAGUUGUUUAUCUUCUUCACCUGAGUUCACUUGCGACCUAACAGCUGGUUUCGCAAAUGACCUGGGAUUGUUUAUUGUCUGUAGUUUUUGGACUAAUCCUUAGGAAUUUGGUCAAGACAUAUGCAUCCAAAAACUUUUUGGAUAGUCUUACAUAUUCAUCAUUAGAUCAGUGGGACUCUGUUAGUGAAGGGAUUUAUUUACAAAAGCAUGGGAUUUCUGCGUAUGAUGGUGAUGUAGUACAUCAGCCUCCUUUGUUGCUAUUAAUGUGGUCUUACUUAUUAAAGCUGACUGAUGGAGAUGGGACUUCUUAUCAUUUGGCUCUUGAAUUCAUCUUGCUGACUUCCUUGUUCAUAUUUUGCGGAACAGCGUUUAAUUAUUUUCUCUCGAUUCAACAUCGCUACAAGUCUUUUGUACAUGAUUCAUCGAAGCACCUCUUAUUGAAAGAAAUAGAUUUCAGAAAGCUUCAAGCACUUUCAGUGAUAUGGUACGCUCUUAAUCCUUACUCAAUACUGAUUUCAGCUGCUCAGUCGACAGCUGUUGUGUACAAUGUUGUCUUUUUAUGGAUCAAUAUAUCUGUCUGUAGAGGUCACUUGUUAUCGGCCGCUGCUUUUUGCGCUGUUGGAUGUUACAUUCGUAUAUAUCCAGGAUAUUUAAUGUUUCCAGUUUUAGCUGCUGCUUACAAUCAGUUUCCAAGUAAAUCGAAAGGAAUAAUUUCUCGUCUAUCUAAUCUUCUCCCAUUAUUGGUUGCUUUCAUUGGAAGUUAUUCAAUUUUAUUAUGGAUUAGUUAUAUUGUACAAAAUCAUGAUUGGAGUUUUUUAACAUCAGUUUAUUGGAAUACUAUCAUUGUAGCUGAUUGUACACCUCAAAUGGGUAUCUUUUGGUACAUGUUUGUUGAAAUGUUUGAUCAUUUCAGUGAGUUUUUCACAUGGGUUUUCCAACUACUUAUUUUCAGCAUAGUAGUUGGCUUGACAAUUAAAUUCAAUCGAAAUCCAUUAUUUACAUGCCUUGUAAUAUCAUUUGUUAUCAAUAUAUUACAACCAUAUCACAAUAUUGGAGAACUUGGCCUCUUAAUAUCUAUCCUACCAAUGUGGAGUCAUCUUUUAAAUCAAACUCGAAUGAUGUUUAUUUCGUCGUGUUGCUUGUUGACUGCAUUGUUUCUUAGUCCAUUAUUUCAUUAUAUUUGGUUGCAACCGGGUACUGGAAAUGCGAAUUUCUAUUUCGCCGCAUCGUUGGUGCAUGCAUUUGGACAGGUUGUCCUUAUUACAGAUUUAUUAAAUGCCUAUGGAAAAUAUGAAUUUUUUUUACGUUAUGGUUCCAACCUUCGAUUGAGUACUGGUGAAAAGUUAAAAUUAAUUCAAGAAUAAAAAGAAAAAAUUUUUUCUUUUUUUAAGAAAAAAGCAACAAAAAAUCAGUCUCAAAACUAAAAGUACCACAAGAAGAAAAUAAUUCAUGGAUAUGAAGGAGGGAGGUGGGGGGGGAAAGGAGGGUUUCCCCUCCCCCCCUACAAACUAAUAUUUCUCUCACAAUUUUCAUUUAUUUUUUUGGCAAUUUUAUUGAAAAUAAUCAUUUUUUUUGUCUUUAUUGUUGUUAUAUGUAUGAUGUAGCAUGUGUAAUAAGCUACGUCAUUAAACUAUGUAAAUGUGCCUGUAAUACAAAUUUAUGUGAUAAUCAUUUUAACAAUAUAUAUGUAUUGGGAAAAAAAUCAUCUCAAUGUUUU
Messenger RNA from Schistosoma guineensis, 1723 nucleotides. Lineage: Eukaryota; Metazoa; Platyhelminthes; Trematoda; Strigeidida; Schistosomatidae. The record is from the annotation of a GenBank genome assembly.